AUGCGCAUCGCGUUGGUGGGCUGCGGCCAUGGCGAGCUCGACUCGAUCUACGCAUCCGUGGCGCAGAUCGAGGCGGUUCACCAGACCACCGUCGACCUCCUCCUCAUUUGCGGCGACUUCCAGGUGCUGCGAUGGCCUCGCACUCCCAUCGCGGCCGCCGUCGCCGCCUGCGCCUGUGCCGCGACGACGCCUGCACGUCUCUACUACGGCGGCUGGGUCGCGCCCAACAUCUACUUCCUCGGGUACGCGGGCGUGGUGUCGGUGGGAGGCGUCCGCAUCGGAGGGCUGAGCGGCAUCUACAACGGGCGCCACUACCACACCGGCCACUGCGAGGCGCCUCCCUACUCCGACUCGGACAUGCGGUCCGCGUACCACGUGCUCCGGCUGCUCCAGCUCCGCCAGCCGAUGGACGUCUUCCUCUCGCACGACUGGCCCGCCCACAUCGCCACGAUGGGCGACACAAACGCGCUGCUCCGCAAAAAGUCCUUUCUGCGCGACGAGGCGGUCGUGCCGGGGCCUCCCUCCCAAGCUGCUCGGACCCUUCCUGCAGGCGAGCAGCUGCUCAAGCACCUCAAGCCCGACUACUGGUUCGCGGCGCACCUGCACGUCAAGUUCGCGGCGGUGGUGCAGCACGCCGCCGGAGCGAGCGCCACUCGCUUCCUCUCCCUCGACAAGUGCCUCCCGCAGCGCGACUUUAUGCAGGCCUCGCACCGACCCCCUGAACCCCGACCCCUCUCGCCCUCGCACCUCUCGCCCUCGCCCCCCCAACCCUGUGCCCCCGGGCUGCUCAGCGCCCGCCGCCGCCCUCCGCAGCUGAUCACCGUCGAUGGCGACGGCUCGCCCCCCGUGCUGCGCUACGACGCCGAGUGGAUCGCGGUCCUCCGCUCGACGGCGAGAUCUCGCCGAGACCUCGCCGAGAUGUCGCCUCCUCGUGAUUGCGUGUCCCUUUGCGACAGGCGCACCUCUUCUCGAACCGGCGCGGCCGCGUGCCUCUCGACCCGCAGGCGGCCUCAUUCCUGUCAGAUUCUCUCGCCAUGGCACUGCUACAGAUCACCGCGUGCCUCUCGACCCGCAGGCGGUCGGUAG
Messenger RNA from Emiliania huxleyi CCMP1516, 1086 nucleotides. RefSeq lists its product as hypothetical. Gene Ontology annotation, biological process: mRNA splicing, via spliceosome. Bases 1 to 1086 code for a protein of 361 amino acids. The transcript has 4 exons. Gene Ontology annotation, molecular function: RNA lariat debranching enzyme activity. Lineage: Eukaryota; Haptophyta; Isochrysidales; Noelaerhabdaceae. The record is from RefSeq and is a predicted model, not a curated record. Gene Ontology annotation, cellular component: nucleus.